AGCCCUUAUAAAUUAUGGCUGGUGGACAGUGGGAAGUAGUUGGUGGAAAGUCCAAGAAAAAUAAAGUAAAAAAUGAUAUAGCUAAGGCGGCGAAAGAGAAGAAAGCUAAAGAAAGUACAAAUUUUGAAAUCUCAGGUGACUACUCACUACAGGUGGGGUUUAUAUAGCUUUUGACCUGCCUUCGAGAACAUUCUGUAGCAAACUGGGAAGAAAUCCUUCCAGAAUGUUCAUGUUUCAUCUAUGGCAUAUCGCAAAUUUUGCACCAAAUACGGUAAUGCAGCCUUUCCUUGGUGUUUUUCUGGCAACCCUAAAACCACUUCGCAGGAAGCUAUCUUACUGCAGCUCGACAUUUCGUCCAAUUUCCGAAAGUGAAACUAUUUAUGCUGCUUUCUUGGAAAAAGAAAGGAAAAGUAUUCCAAAACCUAAAGUUAAUGUAAAUGAGGUAGUAAAAAGCAAAGACAAAAAUGCUCAACAGAAGAAAAAAAAGACAGAAAAAAAAGCUGGGACAUUGUCUAAGAUUCCUUUAGAAGAUAUAUUUGCUGCGAUUACUGAAGAAGAUUUAAAAAAUCUUGUUACUACUUUGGAAGUUUUACGUCCUGAAAAUCCAUUGCUGUGGCUCAAAGAUUUAGUAUCGUUUCUUAAUCUGAAGUUAGAUGCAGCGAUAGAAGACUAUACUUUCAGUCAAAAGCCUCAUGAAUAUCCUUCUACGUUACUGAAGAAAGAUGUUUACCGCCAAAUAGUGAAGUUAUUUAACCGUUGCACAACACAGAUGUUAAAUAUUUUCUUUGAAUUUUGCUUGCAGAACUUGGUGCAAGACAUAUUAAAAGGACUGCAUGUUUUAGGCUACUUAACUGUUCUUCAGUGCCUUGCUCAAGAAAUGCCUUCUGUAGCAGUUUCUAAUGUUCCAAAGUGUACAGAACUUUGUACUUCCCAUCAUAAUCGCCAAAAUGUUUGUGUAGCCAUUAUGUGGGCUGCUGGUCAGGCUGGUAAUAAAAACUUAGAAGCUGGAUUUCGGGUGUGGUUUGACCUCAUGUUUCCUUUGAUUGGAACAAAAACUUGUACUACUUUUGCUGUGGAAUAUCUGGAAAAACUAGUAAGGCAUGAUAAUUUAGCCAAGAUUGACAAAAGCAUCAUUGGAGUGAAGGAUUUAUUUCCUGUACUAGAUUUCAUAUAUUCCAAAGACAUAGUAAAAAAUGUUCAAAGACGAAUUUUGUCCGUGUACCCCAUCUUGAAGCAAUUGAGCUAUGGACCUCAACCAGAAACAGUCUUGAGAAAUUAUUUUCCUUCAUAUCUUCAUAGACUUAGACCACAAUGUCCCCAGCCACUGAAACAGGAGAUAUUAUCUAGCCUUGUUGACUGCCUAGAAAAGGAUCCUCUGAGUUACAGCAUUUGGAGGCAACUUUAUACAAAGCAUUUUGUUCAGUCCAAAUUGCUUAUAUCGCAUUUAAAUGAGGAAUGGGAAAAGCUGCCUUCUAAAGUUUUGUCAAAGUCUCUGCUUGAUACAUUAUCAGUUUUUCAAGUUACAAAUGAAGAAUUUGUAGCUAGUGGCAAAAAAGAUUCAGAUGUAGAAGAAUGUAUUUUAAUUAAUAAAGAACUGCUUACGAAGCUGAAUUCUCGAGUAUUUUCAUGGUUUCGUGUUGUCUUGCUGUUCAUCUUUAUGUUCUCGUUAUUACUUAUAUAUGAUAUUAUGAUUCACGAUUCUUUCAUAGAUUCUUAUACUGGAAAAUUAAUGAAAGAUUCAGGGCUGCUAGUAAUUUGUACACAAGCAGGAGAAAAACUUGGCUAUUAUUAUGGCAGAGCAUAUAAGUUGCUGCAAAUGUACUUGCCUGGAUUUACUGCAUGGACACAAAAAACUUUUGGUCCAUAUUUUGAAUUGUUUUGGAUAAAAUUUUCAACAGGAAUGGUCUACUUGUGGAAGAGCACACUUGUUAUCAGAAAGUGGUGUAACCAGAAUAUACCUUUUCUUUUGGAUGUGGUUGAUAAAAAGUUUCCUGUGUAUGCUUCCCAAGUAUUAGACAUGCUGAAUAAUUUAACAACAUUUUUAUUAAACCAUCUUCAUUUUGUUGGAAGGCAUCUGAUUAACAGUUGUGAGACUUUUGUAAUUUGGCUCCAAUCUAAUGCGUAUAUAAAAAAUACACUAGAAGCAUUCCAAGCAUACAGCAUUGCAUUGCUGGAAAUUCUUCAAGGAUAUGCCAAGUCUCUGUUACAUUUUGUGUAGAGAAAAAUGUAUAUUCCUUUUACUAAAAUUGUACUUUUUGUACUUCAGAUGUUUAUACCUUUUAUAGCCAAUUUUAAAUAAAAAUAAUUAUAGCAAUCA
Molecule: messenger RNA, 2317 nt
Organism: Stegodyphus dumicola
Lineage: Eukaryota; Metazoa; Arthropoda; Arachnida; Araneae; Eresidae
Gene: Tmem214
Product: Transmembrane protein 214
Cellular component (GO): Golgi apparatus; endoplasmic reticulum
Source: RefSeq, a predicted model, not a curated record